GUCCAUUCAAAUCGAGAAACACUUGAACUACAGAGCCGAAUUGAUGACCUGGAAGUGAAGGUGCAAGACAUACUUAAACAAAUGGAACCUUCUGGGAUGGACAGGUUUAAAUCGGAUAAAAGACGACAAUGGACAAGAGAGAUGACUUUAACCCAUAUUAUGGGAUAGAAGAAGUUCAGUUCCGAUUUUACACAAGAAAAGAUGUCAGGGCGUUGAGUGUGAAGGAAAUAACAAAUGUGGAGACCUUUGAAACCCUGAACCAUCCAACAGUUGGGGGACUGUAUGAUCAGGCACUGGGCCCAUCGGAUGAGCAUGAUGUCUGUUUUACCUGUAACCAGCCAUCCUUGCAUUGCCCAGGCCAUAUGGGCCACAUGGAGCUGGCCAUGCCCGUCUUCAACCCUCUCCUCUUUAUGACCAUGCUACAGACACUGCGAGCCACAUGUUUCACCUGUCACAGACUGAACGUCGACCCGAUUGCCUGCACACUGUUCCUGGCCGAGAGUCAACUUCUCGAGGCGGGGCUUGUUGCCGAGGCCGCCAUUUUGUCAUAUAGAUUCAGUGAGGAGGAUCGCAGUGAAGAUCGUAGCCAGCAUAAACAGCUAAUUGAGGAAACUGCUAAACAAUGCCUGCAAGGAAAGUCACCAAAACAGGACAAAAAUAGUCACAGUUACAAGAAUGUCGAGGCUGUCAGACAGAGCAUUUCCAGCAUCUUCACCAAAGUUCAGAUGCGCAAAAACAAGAAGUGUGCUCACUGCCUCGCCAAGAGAAAAACACUGAGACAUGAGGAUCGCUCCAAAAUUUUCCUGGUCGGAACCCUUGCUGAUGCUCCUAAGGAAAAGGGAAAAACAAAGGUCACGAACAACCAGACUGGUGAUGAUCCUGAAGAUGAUGGCGAUGACGAGGAAGAGGGGGAUAACUCGGACACAGAGGAGCCCGCCAGGAAAAGGAGUAGACCAGAUGUGAUAAAAUCUAAACAGAAGGGAAGCAGCGUGUCGAACAUAAGUAUGAUCACUCCAUUGAAGUUAAGGGACCAUUUCCGCAAGGUGUGGUCAGCUGACGGAGUGGUUCUACAGGAAGUCUAUCCCGUACUGAAACACUCGGGCCUGGAGUUUCCGACUGACAUCUUCUUUCUGGAGGCAAUUCCUGUGCCACCUACAAAGUUCAGACCAAUCUCAGAGAUGCAUGAUCAGAAGUACGAACACUCGCAUACAUCGAACCUGCUGGCAUCCUGAAAGAUAACUCCCUCGUGCGUGACAUUCUAUGGGGGAUGGAGAAAUCCUCUGCAGACACGCAGGUUGGCCCCGGCAG
Mya arenaria is the source of this 1308-nucleotide messenger RNA. Its product is annotated as DNA-directed RNA polymerase I subunit RPA1-like. The record is from RefSeq and is a predicted model, not a curated record. Gene Ontology annotation, cellular component: RNA polymerase I complex. Bases 129 to 1232 code for a protein of 367 amino acids. The transcript has 8 exons. Gene Ontology annotation, molecular function: DNA-directed RNA polymerase activity; DNA binding. NCBI's taxonomy places the organism in Eukaryota, Metazoa, Mollusca, Bivalvia, Myida, Myidae. Gene Ontology annotation, biological process: DNA-templated transcription.